GUUGUCAGGCAAAAUAUAAGACAGCAGUAAGAGCAGAGAUCUGCAAUAGAUAAACACACAGACUCACACACACCAGCUGGCUUGCUCGCAGACACACCGCAAGCAAUCAAGGGACAGACACUUUAGAACGGUGGGACUGUGGCUCCGGUUUCUCUGAUUUCUUAUUUUUAGUGGGCUCAUUGUCAUCUAUCAUUUCAGUGGAAAAACGGCCGCGGAGAGAGGGAGGCAGGUGUGCCCUUUAAGAGGGGGAGCAGCUGAGGCAAGGACAGCAUCCGAGUCUCCAUCCUCUGUGGAGGUUGUGUAUUUCUGAGGAGGGCACGAAAGAAAGGCGCCCAGUCAAAGCUCACCGGUUUUCUGUUCUCGUUCCUUCCACCUGGAAUUAGGCUGCAAUGGUUGGCAGUAGUCAAAGGCCCAAACCUGUUUGAGAGAGCCCUAUGAACAGCAGAUCCAAUGGACAUCAAAGGCCAGUGUUGGACAGACGAGGAGUCGGACGGGGAGAAUGAAUCGGAACAGUUCCUGUAUGGCAUUCAGUGCUGCUUGUUGCAGGGAAGCUGUGCCGCUGACCUGUACCGUCACCCUCAACUGGAUGCAGACAUCGAGGCUGUAAAAGACAUCUACACUGACAGUGCUGUCUCUGUCAGGGAGUAUGGAACCAUUGAUGAUGUGGACAUCGAUCUUCAUAUUAACAUCGGUUUCUUAGAUGAGGAGGUUGCGACAGCUUGGAAAGUUAUCAGAACAGAGCCCAUUAUUCUGAGACUACGCUUUUCUCUUUCUCAGUACCUCGAUGGACCUGAGCCAUCAGUAGAAGUGUUCCAGCCUUCAAAUAAAGAAGGAUUCAGCCUGGGCCUGCAGCUCAAAAAGAUCCUGAGCACGUUCACCUCACAGCAGUGGAAGCACCUCAGUAAUGAGUUCCUCAAGGCCCAGCAGGAGAAGAGGCACAGCUGGUUCAAAGCUGGAGGAACCAUCAAGAAGUUCCGUGCCGGUCUCAGCAUCUUCUCCCCCAUCCCAAAGUCUCCAAGUUUUCCUCUGAUCCAAGACACAGUUUUAAAAGGGAAGCUGAGUGUCCCUGAGCUGAGAGUGACGCGCCUGAUGAACCGCUCCAUCUCAUGUACCAUGAAGAACCCGAAAGGGGAACUCUUCAGCUAUCCACCAAAUAGCCAGACUGUGGCUGUCCCGGCGGCCAGGGCCCCUGCGCAGAUUACCACGAGGCAGCUGAUUGAAUUGUUUUUCUCAUCCCAGGCGGGCGGCCACUGCAAGAACAUCCCUACCUUGGAGUACGGCUUCUUAGUGCAGAUAAUGAAGUAUUCAGAACAGAGGAUCCCCACGCUUAAUGAGUACUGUGUGGUCUGUGAUGAGCAGCACGUCUUUCAGAACGGAUCCAUGCUGAAGCCGGCUGUGUGCACCAGGGAGCUGUGUGUGUUCUCCUUCUACACUCUGGGUGUGAUGUCUGGAGCUGCUGAGGAGGUGGCCACCGGAGCAGAGGUGGUGGAUCUACUUGUGGCUAUGUGUCGAGCUGCUCUUGAGUCUCCCCGAAAGAGCAUCAUCUUUGAGCCCUACCCAUCAGUCGUCGAUCCCAAUGACCCCAAGACUCUGGCCUUCAACCCAAAGAAGAAGAAUUAUGAAAGACUGCAGAAAGCACUGGAUAGUGUUAUGUCCAUCCGAGAAAUGACCCAGGGUUCAUAUCUGGAGAUCAAGAAACAGAUGGACAAAUUGGACCCACUGGCCCAUCCCCUGCUACAGUGGAUUAUUUCCAGUAACAGGUCUCAUAUCGUCAAGCUGCCUCUCAGUAGGCAACUGAAAUUCAUGCACACCUCCCACCAGUUCCUGCUGCUCAGCAGCCCCCCAGCCAAGGAAGCUCGUUUUCGCACUGCCAAGAAGCUUUAUGGCAGCACCUUCGCCUUCCAUGGUUCCCAUAUAGAGAACUGGCACUCUGUUCUGAGAAAUGGACUAGUCAAUGCCUCUUACACCAAACUGCAGCUGCAUGGUGCAGCGUAUGGAAAGGGCAUCUAUCUGAGCCCCAUCUCCAGCAUAUCUUUUGGAUACUCAGGAAUGGGGAAAGGACAGCACCGCAUGCCCACCAAAGAUGAACUAGUGCAGCGUUACAACAGGAUGAACACCAUACCACAGAGCCGCCCAAUACAAUCAAGGUUCCUUCAGAGUCGAAACUUGAACUGCAUUGCUCUUUGUGAAGUUAUCACAUCCAAGGAUCUGCAGAAACACGGUAACAUCUGGGUGUGUCCAGUAUCCGACCACGUCUGUACUCGCUUCUUUUUUGUGUAUGAAGAUGGCCAAGUAGGAGAUGCUAACAUCAACACCCAAGAGCCUAAGGUGCAGAAGGAGAUCAUGCGUGUGAUUGGGACCCAGAUCUACUCGAGCUAAUGGAGGUUCACCAGCGGCGCUUGGAUACAUACGUCUCUCUGGUGGAGGCACAAAGGCAGGAAGACAGUUAGAGCGAAUGUUUGGGUGAGCUGUCCUCAGGCCUGAUACUGAGGGACGAGGCAGCUCUUUCAGCACAUUAUUUCUGAAGAUGUUUUGUUCUGGUCUUCUCGUUUCCCUCUCCCUCUUUUGUUCCUCUCCUUGGAAUAGUUGCACAUCACAUGUUCAUUUAACCUUCAGUUAGGUUUAAUCUGGUUAAAGUCUGCUUUUCUCUGUUCAUGGCAUUUACAAAACACAGAUGAAGACAAAAGUAGUCACUGGAAUUGCUAUCUACACACACACACACGCACACACACAUGCACACACUCCUCUGAACUUGGGUUGACUGUGCUUUCUCCUUUUUUUAUGCAGCAAUUUUACUGAUCCCUUGGACUAAUUAUCUCCAUUUAUCAUUUCUCUUUGUGAAUAUAUAAUUAAAAAAAUAGUCAUUCCAACUAAUAAUAGAUCCCUUUGUGGCAAAUAAGUGAUGGAUUUCCAUGCACAUAGAAGUUUGUUCUGGUAUUGUGUUUGCACAGCCAUUAUCUCUCAUCACCGUAUUCAAUAUUCUUUAACUAAUGACAUGACUUAAGGUCUGUGACACGGUUAUCUGAGGGGCAAGCAGUACUCUGUUGUUUUGUCCUUGUCCACUGGAUAAAGCAUAAGGAAUCUAAGAAGCUGGGUGUGGCUUGAACUCAAGUUACAUUCACUAUGAGCACUUUGUUUUUGAUGACAUUAUGUAAAAAUCCAGUAACAAACAUUAUGAUUUUUCACUGUAGAAUUAGGAUAGUUUUGACUGAUGAUGCACUUUUAUAAACCUUACAGCCCCCAAAAAACAAAUGAACAGGAUUUUUAGAAGUUUUCAUUUGACAGGACUGAAGUGCAACAUUGCAGGCUUCAUGACAACAAUUUCCUUAAAAAUCCAUUCCGUGAAUAUUUUUGCUAUUAACAUUUUUUUAAAAUGAAGGCCUGUAAUGUAAAAGGGCUGGCAUUACUACUGAUCUCACUGAGAAUCAACACCCAACAGCUUUUUGCCACUUUUAAAUUUCUUUCAUGUUUUGGUGCUGAGGAGAGCUUCUUCCUCUCGAUUCCACUUCACACUUUAGAUUAAGUGGAUAAUAUUUUGUAGUUUUCAUCUGUUGUAGGUUUUCAAAGUUUUGUCUAAGUCUCAUGGGAUAUGCAGUUCUUGAAUGCUAACUAAACAGUUGGUAAAAGUGUAUCAAGGCCCAAAUGCAGUAUGUAUAUUUUAGUGCCACUCCAAAAUGGUCAAAAAUUCCGUGAUUGAGAAUACGUCAGAUUUGCCCCUCAACAACAGUAAUAAAAACACAUAUUGAUAAAAUAUACACAGGACUAUCCUCUCACUCACUAAAAUAAAAAAAAAAAUUAAAAAAAAAACAGAACAGGUGAAUGGAUUUAGUCUGUGAAUAUGUUACAUCUGCUACUUAUGUUCUCUGUUUAAAAAAGAAAACACAAUCUGUCAUGUAUCAUCAUUUUAAGUAGUCUUCUCUACUUAAAAUCCAGUGGAGAGAAGUUAAUUUCAAAAUAAACCUCUUUGAGUAAAAACUGCACUGACCACUGGAUGCAGAAAGAACAAAAUCCACUGUACAGAAAAUCAUGAACAAUUUUCCAAAACUAUUUACAGAAAGUAUCCAGUCCGGAUGAGCUCACAUCCUUCUCACCUCAAAACUAAUGGACCCUGGAUAUUAUAGAGGUGCAUUAACGUGCAACUUUUUGGUUUCACCUUGGAGAAUGGCAACCUUGUAUAGCUAAUCAAGUUUAUCAGUUAGUCAUGUACUGUAUGUAUGUAUGUAUGUAUGUAUGUAUGUAUGUGUGACUUUGUAUUUUCUUGACAUUAUACUAGACAUUGCACUUACUCAACGUUUGCCUAAACUGGAGAAAUUGACUGUCCUCGGACCUGCAUUAGACGGGCAGUGGAGGAAAGAAGUGAUAAAAUAAAUAUUUAUGGAGUCAGCAAGACUAUAAUAUCCAACAUCCUAACUAUGUCUGUACUAAGAUGGGCUGUCAUUGUCUCCUGGAACUGGAACCCUUCACUAUUGAAUGGACUUUGAGGCACUGAAAGGAAAACUAAUUGUAAAUAAGGACAUUGGAGACCCCAUUGAAAUGUAUUGCCCAGCAAGAGAUGGACAUGUACAGCUGACCCAUUGUGUUGUGGGACUCUGCUAAUAGCUGAUGCCUGUUUUAGUCAAGCGGCUUGAGCAGCGAGUCUCCUUGAGAAUCUAUUCUCUCGCUGUCUGUCUCUGGUGAGUAAUGUUUUCAAAGAUGAUGUUGACGACAAUGAUGGUGAUUAUGAUGAAGAUGAAAGGCGGCGAUGCAGGAGGAAAAAAAAGAAUAAAGCCUGAUUUUGCACAGUUUUA
Messenger RNA from Amphiprion ocellaris (clown anemonefish), 4787 nucleotides. RefSeq names its product protein mono-ADP-ribosyltransferase PARP6. The record is from RefSeq and is a predicted model, not a curated record. NCBI's taxonomy places the organism in Eukaryota, Metazoa, Chordata, Actinopteri, Pomacentridae. Gene Ontology annotation, biological process: endoplasmic reticulum unfolded protein response. The transcript is spliced from 23 exons. Gene Ontology annotation, molecular function: kinase binding; protein serine/threonine kinase activator activity; NAD+ poly-ADP-ribosyltransferase activity. Gene Ontology annotation, cellular component: membrane; nuclear envelope; endoplasmic reticulum tubular network. The coding region runs from base 451 to 2379 and encodes 642 amino acids.